AUGGCCAAUAUCAAAGUAGACUCGGCUGUCUCCCAGGAUGACCUGGAGAUUCCGCUCAUCGACUUCUCUGCCUUUCUCUCUGGUGAUGCCAACGCGAAGAAGCAAACUGCCGACGCCGUCCUCAAAGGCUUCCAAAACGCGGGCUUUGUCUACCUAAAGAACCACGGCAUAUCUCCUUCGACCGUAUCCACCGUAUUCUCCCACUCGGCCAAAUUCUUCGCACGGCCGAAAGAGCAGAAAGACAAGUUGGCAUGGUACUCCGCCGCCGCCAACCGCGGCUACGUAACACAAGGGCGGGAGAAGCUGGUGGUGCUGGAAGAGACUGGUACAGAGGCGGAGAUGCGCGCUUUGGUGCCAGACCUGAAGGAGAGCAUGGAAAUUGGACGCGAUGACCAGCCCGAAACACCCAACAUGUGGCCAAGCGGAGACGACGAGGCGAAGGAGUUUAAGGAUCAGAUGAUGGGCUUCUUUGAGACAUGCAAAAGCCUCCACAUGCAAGUCAUGCGCGCUAUUGCAAUGGGCAUGGGCAUUGAGGAGACUUGGUUUGAUGGCUUCACAGAUGCGGGCGACAACACAUUGCGCUUGUUGCACUACCCUGGUGUAUCUAAGAGCAUCUUCAAGAGGAACGAUGGGCAACUGCAAGUCCGCGCAGGAGAGCAUAGCGACUACGGUUCUGUAACCCUCCUCUUCCAGGACGCACGCGGUGGCCUCCAAGUCCGCUCACCAAAAGGCACAUUCGUCAAUGCCACCCCUAUUGAAGGUACCAUAGUAAUCAACGCUGGCGACCUGUUAGCACGCUGGUCAAAUGAUACUAUCAAGUCGACGUUGCACCGUGUCGUGGAGCCACCCCCAAAACCAGAAGAUGCAGACAAGGAUGAAUACCCGCCCAGAUACUCAAUAGCCUACUUUUGCAACCCGAACUACGAGCGCAAGAUCGAAGCUAUCCCAGGAACACACGAGAAGGAAGGAAGGAAGUACGGGGACGUCAUGAGUGGAGACUAUUUGAUCCAGCGGUUAACGGCGACAUACUGA
Messenger RNA from Alternaria alternata, 1032 nucleotides. RefSeq names its product Clavaminate synthase-like protein. The coding region runs from base 1 to 1032 and encodes 343 amino acids. The record is from RefSeq and is a predicted model, not a curated record. The transcript is spliced from 3 exons. Gene Ontology annotation, molecular function: dioxygenase activity. NCBI's taxonomy places the organism in Eukaryota, Fungi, Ascomycota, Dothideomycetes, Pleosporales, Pleosporaceae.